This is a messenger RNA of Numida meleagris (helmeted guineafowl), 2915 nucleotides long. RefSeq names its product nuclear receptor binding protein 2 (gene NRBP2). NCBI's taxonomy places the organism in Eukaryota, Metazoa, Chordata, Aves, Galliformes, Numididae. The coding region runs from base 679 to 2175 and encodes 498 amino acids. Gene Ontology annotation, biological process: protein phosphorylation; endoplasmic reticulum to Golgi vesicle-mediated transport; intracellular signal transduction. The record is from RefSeq and is a predicted model, not a curated record. The transcript has 19 exons. Gene Ontology annotation, molecular function: protein serine/threonine kinase activity; ATP binding. Gene Ontology annotation, cellular component: cytoplasm; endomembrane system.
UUUUUCUCUUUUAAAUGUGGAGGUUGCCCGGAGAGCCGCGGAGAACCCAUCCCUGGGGGUGCCGUGGAUGCGGCCCCGGGCAGCCCGAGCUGGUGCGGGGCAGGCAGCCCGCGGCCGGGCAUGGAGCUCGGGGGUCUUCAAGGUCCCUUCCAACCCCGGGGUUCCGCGGUUCCGUGGGUCCCGGUGCCGGAGCCCCGCUGCCGGCUGCAUGGGCGCGGGGUGGGACGGAGGUCGGGUGUCCUGGAAGGGUCAGAACGCGGCGUUCGGCCCCGUCCCCCCGCCGGCCGCAGCUCGCACCUCCGGUCCGGUCCCACACCGCGUCCACAUCCCUUAAUCGGAGAGAUACGGAUUUGAUUUCAGCUCGAAUAUUAGGAAAAAGAAGCCCCCGCCCCCGGGGUGCUCCAGGAUCGGGGAGAUGUGGAACUGGGGACGCGGUCAGCGGGUGCGGGGUGGGCUGGGGCUGGACGUAGGGAUGCCGGGGUCUCCUCCAACCCCAGCGAUUCUGGGAUUCCGAGCCCCGGGGCGGGCGCUGUGCGGGACGGCCCCUCCUCCCCCCGCGGGGCGGUCCGGGGGCGGGCCGUGUGCGGCCGCACGUCGGAGCGGGGAGGGGGGGUGGAGAGGGGGGGGCAGAGCCCGGUCCGUCCACCCCGGAGCGGAGCGGUGCUGUGCGGUGCGGGGAUGGCGGUGCCGGAGCCCGACGCUCGUUUGGCGCAGGAGAAGGAGGAGGAGAGCGAGGAGGAGAGCGAGAUCCUGGAGGAGAGCCCGUGCGGGAGGUGGCAGAAACGCCGCGAGCAGGUGAAUCAGGGGAACAUGCCGGGCAUCCAGAGCACCUUCCUCGCCAUGGACACGGAGGAAGGCGUGGAGGUGGUGUGGAACGAGCUGCUCUUCACCGACAAGAAGGCCUUCAAAGCGCACGAGGAGAAGAUCAAGACCAUGUUCGAGCAGCUGGUGCUGGUGGACCACCCCAACAUCGUGAAGCUCCAUAAAUACUGGCUGGACGUGAAGGACUCGAAGGCACGGGUCAUUUUCAUCACAGAGUACGUGUCUUCGGGGAGCCUGAAACAGUUCCUGAAGAAAACCAAGAAGAACCACAAGGCCAUGAAUGCCAGGGCCUGGAAGCGUUGGUGCACCCAGAUCCUGUCCGCUCUCAGCUUCCUCCACUCCUGCGAGCCCCCCAUCAUCCACGGCAACCUCACCAGUGACACCAUCUUCAUCCAGCACAACGGGCUCAUCAAGAUCGGCUCCGUGUGGCACAGGGUGUUUGCAAACGCCCUUCCCGAUGACCUGCGGAGCCCCAUCCGGAUCGAGAGGGAGGAGCUGCGCAAUUUGCAUUUCUUUCCCCCGGAGUACGGCCAGAAGGCCGACGGGACCGCCGUGGACAUCUUCUCCUUUGGGAUGUGCGCACUGGAGAUGGCAGUGCUGGAGAUCCAGACCAACGGCGACACGCGGGUCUCGGAGGAGGCCAUCAUGCGGGCACGGCAUUCCCUGGAUGAUCCCAACAUGAGGGAGUUCAUUCUGUCGUGCCUGACCCUCAACCCCGACAAGCGGCCGACGGCCAACAGCCUCCUCUUCCACCGCGUGCUCUUCGAGGUCCAUUCCCUCAAGCUGCUGGCAGCGCACUGCUUCAUCAACAACCAGUAUCUGAUGCCGGAGAAUGUGGUGGAGGAGAAGAUAAAGGAGCUGGACCUGAACAUGGUGAUGGCAGAGAUCCGGCGCGAGGGUCGGCCUGGAGCGCAGUGGAGGUACUCGGAGGUCUCGUUCCUCGAGCUGGACAAAUUCUUGGAAGAUGUCAGGAAUGGGAUUUACCCUCUGAUGAACUUCGCUGUUUCCAGACCCCAUGCCCUCCCACGGGCACUCUCUCAGCCCCCAGAGGACCCUCAGAAAGCCAAGACCCCCACGCCAGAGCCCUUUGACGUGGAGACCAGGAAGGUGGUGCAGAUGCAAUGCAACAUGGAGCUGAAUGAGGACAAGACUCAGUGGCAUCUCACGCUCCUGCUGAUCCUGGAGGACAAGCUGCACCGACAGCUGAGCUACGACUUGCUGCCCACCGAUAACUCCAAGGACCUCGCCACGGAGCUGGUGCACUAUGGGUUCAUCCACGAGGAUGACUGUGAGAAGCUGGCGAACUUCCUGGAAAAUGCCUUCCACAAGCACCGGACUCCUCCCUUCUGGUGAUGGGCGCAGAAGGGAGGAAAGCUCCAGCGCAGCUUCCAAUCUGCCACCACGUUCCGUUCUCUUAUCUCCAGUUCCUGCUGUUCUGUUAAAGGUUUCCCGAGCUCGGAUGAACCACCGUGAUGCCUUUCAGUUAGAAGCGCCCAUCUCGGCGUAAGCCGACAAGGGGACUUUGUGAGCUGGACUCGGCGCGGCAGGAGGAGAGAGGGCAGAAAUCCAAACCCACCAGCUGGAUCCCAACACAGGGAUCAGCAGAAAUGUCACUGGUGCUGAACAGAACCCCUUUUCACCUCCCUCUUCGCCUUUACGGCCUUCAAAAAUCUCAUGGCCUCUGAAGGGGGAAAACCCCCGUGUCUCUUCCUUCCCUGCGUGUCCUGGGGUGUCUGGAACUUCCGUCGCUUGCGUGGAGGAAGGGGCAACGGUAGCUGCUGCGCUGUGUUGUGUUCCAUUGGUAAAAACCGCCACCAGAAAUGAUCUGUGUGGCAAGAGCCGUGCAGUGCGAGCAGCCCCGCCGCUGUGCUGUGCUGUGCUGUGCCACGUCUCCCAUCGCCUGCAUCCUGCUUUGCGGUGCUGCGCCAGCGGCGUGACCCCGGGCUGGGUCUGCCGUGCUAGGACGCGACGCCGAGCUGUCAGUUGUGCUGUUGUGUUCCCAGUUGUGCCGCGCUGUGCCAACCUGACAGAAACUGACAAAUCAAUAAAGCCGUUGCAAGCAGCUCGUCUCCUCCGAGGGGCCGGUCCGCUGA